AUGGCUUCGCCCUCUGGAGCCCGGUCCGCCGGGCAAAAGAAAGUCGUGACAUACGGAGCAUCGUCUCGAAAGAAGCCACAUCCGCCAGGCAAAUCCAUAGUCGACAGCAAUAGCCACAUUGCUCGUCGCAUGCAGACCUUGCCUUCUGCCGGCAUUAUGGGAGACCUGGGCCCGAACGAGCUUGGCUCAUCAGUCUCGCCCAUUCGACACGCGCACCUCGAUGCAUCGCCGAUACGAAGCGGGGAUGGCGCAAAGAGAGCUAGUGAUGGACGGAAAAGGGACCAUGCCACGGCGUUCGGUGCCAAGGGAGGCCCAAAGCAACCAGCAUCGCUCAAUCCAGAGAAGGCAGUCAUUUCAAAAUCCCGUACCGAGACCAUCGCGACUGUCGUCGGCAAGGACGCUCGAAAGAUGAGCAGCAAGUCUCCGAUCAACAAAGACGACAAAUCAGUCAAACGUUUACAUCCGACCGCCCAUCGCGACCGUGACAUGGACGACAGCUGGGCAGGCCCACGCGCAAGACACAAUGAGAUCCCCGCAAGGCCGGCAGGGGCAGGGGCCAGCACCCCAACGACGACCCGGCGUCGCCGCCUGAUAGAUACUCUCGCUGCCCAGCGAGACGUGACUCCUGAAAAUGAAGAGGGUCUUGGUGAGGCCGCUAGCCCGUCCCUGGCGCGUCGCUCUAUCGCCGACCAGGACUCACGACUACAGGAAACCGAUCGGAGGAGUGGCACGCCUGCGAGCAGCAGAAUCAAGUUCACAUACAGCCAGGCCAGAAGUACGCUCAGCGAAUCGCAGAAGCAGGAGGACCUGGCAGAGACGCCGUUACUAGGCGGGGAAGACGACGGUAUAGCGUCCGAAGCCCGUGGCCCGUCCAGUCCCUUGGCGCCGCCAUCAUUCGGAUUCGAUGAUCUGCCUGACGACGAAGAAACACAGCCCGCUAUCAAGAGCGUACACGAACUGCGCCGUGCCGGCGCGAACCACCGGGUUUCAGACGAGAUGGAUGACCUGUUGGGGAGGAUUGGAAACCCCGAAGGGGCAUCUCGGACAAUGAGGAGGAACGCGCUGUGUGAACUGGCGCAUCGGCUGCAACGGGAGAGCUUUGCGGUCAAGUUUCGCGACCACCCCUCUCGCGACAAUGUCGCCAAGGGUGUCGGCAAUGAAAAGGACCCGACAAGCGCAUUUGCUUUGGCGGCGGCCGUAGUCGUCUUACUCGAUCGCGGGCCGGCACCGUACCUCGAACGUCGACUCUGCGAUCAAGGACUGGGGAGACUGCUUGGCCGGCUUCUGCAACAAGAUGGAGAUAUCGAUGUCAUCGCGUCGCAGAUAAAAGCCAAUGUACCAGGGAUGACAAGGGCCUCUCUGCGUGAAGUCAAGAACGACCUGCUCCAGAUGCACAUCUGGCACGGGACAGCACCACGUCGGCUAUGCCCCCGUACUCUCGGCUUGCGGCUCCUCGAGACUUUGUCUAGGUGCUCGGAACACAACCUGCUCAGACAGGAAGCCAGCGAAGACGCGGACUAUCGGCUUGUUCUUCAUUGCCUUGAGGUGUUGUCUAGCGCUGGGAUCAUACCGGGCUCGGGGGAUGCGGGAGCCUGGGCAUCACAACAUCCAGCCAGCAUUGCGAAGUUUCUCUCGAGAGCAGUCGAAGGAUGGCCGUUGAGUCGAGGCGAGACGCAGGACGCCGCGCUGAAAUUGGCAAUUAAUACGACCAACACCGAGCACGGGGCACGGUUCUUCGAUGACAGCAAGUUAUUGUCGAAGCUGGCGGAGCGGGUCGUGGUAGGCAUCGUCCAGGCACAGCAGGCUGUCGGCAGCGGCCUUCUGGAGAAUGAUUUGUUCGACGGCCUUCUACUGAUUCUGGGCUUGAUGAUCAACAUUGUGGAACACUGCCCUUCGGCCCGGGCGUCAGUGGAGGACAAGUCGCUGGACGAUCUGGUGCAGGUUUGGCGUGAGAACCAGCGGGUCAUACGCGAGGCCGACUCGGUCGACAAGUCAAAGCUCGGCGUCGCUGUUGAGUAUCUAUCGGUCUUCCUGGGCUACCUCUGCCUGAGCAAGCGGGGUCGGGAGAAAAUGGGAGGCGGCGAUGGGAUACGGAGCCUCAUUGGGUCGAUUCGGGAUUUCGCAGCCCUGCACAAGGCCAUCGACGGUAAAUCACACGAGCUGGAGGUCCUUGUGACAGACCUGCGAAGGCUGGCCCACUCCGGGUAG
Messenger RNA from Purpureocillium lilacinum, 2208 nucleotides. Lineage: Eukaryota; Fungi; Ascomycota; Sordariomycetes; Hypocreales; Ophiocordycipitaceae. The record is from RefSeq and is a predicted model, not a curated record.